Messenger RNA from Aedes albopictus (Asian tiger mosquito), 2498 nucleotides. RefSeq lists its product as uncharacterized. The transcript has 3 exons. The record is from RefSeq and is a predicted model, not a curated record. Lineage: Eukaryota; Metazoa; Arthropoda; Insecta; Diptera; Culicidae. Bases 1323 to 2498 code for a protein of 391 amino acids.
ACCAUAUUUGGACCAAUCAGAAAUCAGGAAAGUAGACAGUACUGAUCAGUGGGCUGAACCUAUAAAAGGGGUUGGGGCACUCAUAUCAAACUCUCUUUACUCUGGUGGAAACCGUUGUUCAAGGUGGUUGAUUUGAAAACGUAAAAGUGUUAGUUGUUGAAUCUUAAAACGGUUAAGUGAGUUGAACUUAAUGUUAAGUGUUAGUUAAUUUUAAUUCUAAUUGUUUUCCCAAAGUUGAUUUUUUGAAUAGUUUAUUCGGAAGUGGUUCAAUAACGUCAAAAAGAGUGUGAAGUAAAAUCGGCCGUACUUAAAGGUGGCUAAACCCAUUCAACGUGGGUGUUUGUCUGGAGCCCAAAGUACGUGGCCGUCCCACGCUCGGUCGUCGCUAACUGGCAAGCAGCUGUCCACCACCCACGAUUCCGGGACAAUUUUCCCGAAGAAUCUGCUGUGCGGCCUCUUAGAAUACGGCGAUUCCCGAACCGCUCCGAGGAACAGAAGUGCGUCGACGCCACGUGAAGCCAUCCUUCGUUGGAACCCCAAGCCAGCUGGCCAGCAAGUAAGCCCGUUUUAGUUUUGUGCACUCGAAGAAGAAUGAGCUCUGAAAAAAGUUGGGGGAAUUUGUAAAAUAUUGUAAAUACACGUAGUAGUUAAAUACCUUAGUUCCUAGUUUUUGCUUUCACACUUUUUCGCGAAUUAAAUUUUAAAAAUUGAACUUGAAUUUUCUUUAGUUUUUCUUUAUUUUCUUUGGGAAGCGUUUUAGAAUUAAGUUUUCAAGUUGAAUUUCUUUCAAUUGCCUGAGUUAAUUCUUUUUUUGUAAAUAUUAUUUCAAUCAUUUUAAGUAACCAUGCGUCUCCAUCAGUGCUCGAGUUUUUUGAUAUGAAGUGCGAUGAUUUGAUAGUAUUUUAGGUCUCAGUUCUAGCUUCGGUUUUCUGAUUGGUUUAAGAUUGGUUGGGUUUGGAAAGGGAGAUUAAGUGAAUUUACGGUGAUUGGGAACAACAACCUGCCCUCAGAGAAGAGUCUUUGGCCGGACAUAAACAGUGCUAGUGGCCCUUCUGUUGAAGGUGGCGCUUAAGUCACUAGCUACGGGUAACCAGACACGUGGAUCGCGGAUACUUUCGACCCGAAUCCAAGCAAUUAGGUUACAUUUUGGCGCCCAACGUGGGGCCGGUUAAAUUAGUUAGAAUUUGUUUCAAUUUCUUUUUUGGAAACGUGUAAUAUUUCUGAAUUUAGGGUAUUUUUUUUAAAUUACUUUUAUUUAAAAUUAUUUUUGGAGUUUUUUUUUCUUUUUGAGAGUGGGACGUGAGAAGAAACCUCUGGUCAAUAUGGCCAAGUUUACAGCGAACCUUUAUCGUAUGAAUGCGUCACAUUUGGAAGAGUGUGAGUUGGAGUAUGAGUUGAUUUUGCGGGGAUUAUCGAUUUCGGAACACAGACAGGACAAUGAGCGUCGUCUUCGGUCUGCCCUAAGGGAUGACGAGAAAGGAAAUCGCGAUUACUUAUCAUGGCGAGGAAUCUCUGAGGAAUGUGCGUUCAUAGGGAAUCGUUUAAAGGAAAUCGAAGAUAGUAUCAUAUACCAGGCAAACCUCAAAUCAAAAUCUAGGUUGUACCAUUAUUAUCUCAGGCUCAGACGAUGCCAGGUACAGACUCCGCGCGAAGAAGAGAACCGUUACGUCUUAGUAGACGCCAUCAAGGACAUGUUGUUGAAGUAUUUCAAUGAACUGAUCGAAAAUAAGGACGAAUUGUACAUGCAAAUGCCUUUGGACUCUAGUGGCACCGCGGGUAGAAAUGAGAUAGGACAGACUCGCGCUGAAAGCGUAUCGGUUUCAGGUAUUAAUCAGAGAUCGACAGGGGCAAUACCUAAGUCAAACGAGCAAGCGCGUCGCGUUGCAUUUUUGUCUUCGACUAGGGACGAUGAAGAAAGUUUAGAAUCAAAUGGUGACAUUAUUGAUGAUUUAGUAGUCUUGAACUCACCAGUCACAGAAGCGGUAAAUCCUUUAAUUAGCCCAGAGCGGGUACAGAAUACCACUCCGGUCAAUAUGUCACGCAGGCUAAGAACUGAGGAGGUUCAAACAGGUAAUUUCCAACAAGAGGCACGGGGAGGUCAGACGUCCCAAACCUCGCGACCCCCGGUGUUUGUGAGUGCUUUUAGACCAAAUUCACAAUUGACCAAUAAUUUUGGACAAUCGUCCAGAGAUGAUUUUGUACAUGUGUCACAAAUCGAAACUUACGUCCAAAAAUGCGUUAGUACAAUUUUGGAAAACCAACGAACAGAUCGAGUAGGCUCCGAUCGGAUCAAUUUACUCACUGAUCAAUUACAAAAUGCCAAUAUUCGUGGGGAAGAAAGUCGCUACACUCCGACAUUCCAACGAACCCCAGGAUCGACACCGUAUUCGACUUCCUUCAGAAGGCAAAAUGACGUUCAACAUUAUUCAGUUAUCCCAGGUAAUUUGAACAUUCCUCCCUCACUAACGAGCACGCAGCGAUCCUCAAACAUGCAGUAA